Messenger RNA from Silurus meridionalis, 931 nucleotides. RefSeq names its product cornifelin homolog. NCBI's taxonomy places the organism in Eukaryota, Metazoa, Chordata, Actinopteri, Siluriformes, Siluridae. The transcript is spliced from 4 exons. The coding region runs from base 148 to 525 and encodes 125 amino acids. The record is from RefSeq and is a predicted model, not a curated record.
GUAAUAGUCUAGGUUAAACGUAUGCACGCAGGUGUACGUGUGUGUGUGUCAUAUAAAACCAUGCAGAUCAUCUUAAAGGUUUCACUUGUUUUCAUCUCUGUCUGACUGAACUGUCUCGUCCAGCUCGACACAUCACUAAGUUAAGCCAUGGCGACCAAAAUGGUCAUUGAUCAGCCCAAGCCAGUUAUAAUGAGUCCAGCUGUGGAACAGUGGUCCAGUGGGAUUUGUGAAUGUGACAGCAUCUGUGACUGUUGCAUGGCAGCUUGGUGUUACCCUGUCUUUAACUGCAUCACUUCUAAGGACCAUGGCGAGUGUCUGUGUCUGCCUCUGUUAGAGUGUUGGGGAUUCGUCCCACCCAUUACCAUGGCAAUGAGAGUGUCCACCAGACUCACAUAUGGAAUCGAGGACACCAUUUGUAACGACUGCGUGUAUGCCUGCUGCUGUGGCCCUUGCUCCUGGUGCCAGAUAAGACGUGAGAUGAAGGCCCGUCACCAUCCUGUCACAAGCUUUCUGAGGAAGAAAUAACAUUGCCAUCAUGAUCAUCAUCCUCACCGUCACCGUCAUCAUCAUCAUCAUCAUCAUCAUCAUAAUCCUACAUCAGAUGAAUAUUAAUGCUAUCAGAAUCAUCAAAGUGACAACAGAGACACUUUUGUGCAUCCUUUGUUAAUUCACUGUUUGGGGCCUCAGGUCUGAUAUGUGUCAAAAUGCUCAUGUAUGAAGACGUAUAGUUUCUUACAAAAAAUAACAAUACUGUAAAAUGUUCAGUGGCCCGUUUAUUUUAUUUAUAAUGAUGCCUGUAUAAUAUUUACUUAAUUAUCACUUGUGUUAAUUGUGCUGAUUCUUAAACACUUAAAAACUUUUUUUUAAGUUUUAAAAAGAGUUUUUGUCUAAAUAUAUAAACAAACAUGAAUAAAAUAUUGUCAAAAAUGAU